Molecule: messenger RNA, 1014 nt
Organism: Raphanus sativus (radish)
Lineage: Eukaryota; Viridiplantae; Streptophyta; Magnoliopsida; Brassicales; Brassicaceae
Exons: 2
Coding region: 1-1014 (337 amino acids)
Source: RefSeq, a predicted model, not a curated record
AUGGACAAAGCUUGGGUACAUCUAAACAGAGUUGAUCAUGGAUAUGAGAGAGGGGCUUCACAGUUUGUCCGAGAUGUGGCUUCAUCUAUGGGAGGGAUUGAUAUGAUUAUAUGCCCGUGCAUAGACUGCCGUAACAUAGAUCGUCAUGCAGCAAGUGUGGUACUUGAUCAUCUUGUUACCAGGGGUAUGGAGGAGGGUUAUAAGAUGAGGGCUGAUUGGUAUCUACAUGGUGAAUUGAACGCAGAGGUUGCAGAUGAAAACAAAGUGAGUGAAUGGAACGAUGAGAUCUUUAGGUUGUUCAGAGCUGCUCAGUGUUUUGAUGAAGACUUAGCUGAUAUUGGGGGUUUAACUGAGAUGGCAGAGGGAGACGACAAGAAAGAGGAUGAGUUCUUGGCGAAGCUAGCUGACGCUGAAACACCACUGUAUCCGAGCUGUGCAAGCCAUAGCAAGUUGUCUGCAAUUGUGUCAUUGUUCAGAUUGAAGACUCAGAAUGGAUGGUCAGACAAGAGUUUCAAUGAUCUGCUAGAGACAUUGCCGGACAUGUUACCUGAAGAAAACGUCCUGCACACAUCACUCUACGACAUUAAGAAGUUUCUGAAGUCAUUUGACAUGGGUUACGAGAAGAUCCAUGCUUGUGUCAAUGACUGCAUCCUUUACAGAAAGAGGUUCACGAAGCUAGACAAGUGUCCUAAAUGCAAAGCUUCGAGAUGGAAGACUAAUAAGCACACUGGUGAGAAGAAGAAAGGCGUUCCACAGAAAGUCUUACGGUAUUUUCCUGUAAUACCACGACUGAAGCGAAUGUUCCGGUCUGAGGAAAUGGCCAAGGAAUUAAGAUGGCACUUUACCAACAAAAGCAGUGAUGGAAAGCUGCGUCAUCCUGUUGAUUCAGUGACAUGGGAGCAUAUGAAUGCGAAAUACCCUUCAUUUGCAGCUGAAGCGAGGAACCUGAGGCUUGGACUUUCAACGGAUGGCUUCAAUCCAUUCAACAUGAAGAAUUCGAUGUACAGUUGCUGA